GAGUAAUUUAUUUCUUACAUGGAAAUAGAAAAUUAAAAUCCAGUGAAUGUCGAGCGAAAAGUUGGACAUUGCAGAUUGGGGGAAACCUCGGCAUCUAGGUUUUGAGUUCGUUCAGCUCCGUCGCGGUUUCCUUGCCCACCGGCUCUUUCGCGAUUGCUUGGCCGGAGAUCUAUCCCGCUCAGGCUAUAUAGCUCAGGCGGGCUCUUUCAUUAUCGACUUCCAUGUGUGCUUUAGUGGUAGAGCCUGACUGAAUGGGUGGUUGGGGAGAUGGGAGGUUGUGUGAAGUAAUUCAUAGUUGUGUACACAUGAUGAUGUAUGGAGAUUUGAUUUUCUGGCAGGAGGGGUUCGAUAUUCACUAGGGAUGUAGUAGUUCUUAACUAUAAACGGUUUGUAGUGCUGAGUGCAGGGAGGUUGAUGAUAUGCUAUUGACCUUUGGGAUGGACUGCUUGAUGAACAUUCUAUGCUGUUUGGCGUUUGCUCAUGGGGUUUGGUGUUUUUGUUGUUUUGGAGGGGGGAAUGAGGGGUGUGGCUUUAAGCUCUUGAUGGAUGAUCACGGGGUAAUGUGGUUGUAAUGUGGACAGGGUGGAGGCGGCAAGCUGUUGUGGGUUGGUGGUGUAUGUGGUAGUUGAUAAGAAGGGGGAGUUUCAACAUGAGUUCUGACAGCAGGAGCCCAAUGAGAAGCAGGAGUAGAAGCAGGAGCCCUAUGGACCGCAAGAUCCGAUCUGACCGCUUUUCAUAUCGCGGUGCCGGUGCACCUUACCGACGAGAAGCUCGACGGGCUUCCAGGUUUUUUCUUAUUUGACUCUUUAACCUUGUAUACUUUUUUGUGUCACCUGAAGUUUCUUAGUGUCCUAUAAGUUAAUUUCUGUGCUAGAGGAUUUUACCUUAUUGUUCGGUUUCCUUUCUGAUAGACUGAAACUUCUUGAAUAUGCUAGUCAAGAAAAGCUUUGGCAGUAAAGCCAUGGAAGAUUAUGAUAUUUCAACGCUUGAUUGGCUGGUUUCUAUAUUUAACCACCACUCUCCCAGAUAGACGGGAUAUGUCGAGUAGUUGUUUUCUUAUAUUACUUUUGCAUCUCUGCCAAAAUCAUUUGGACUGUGCGACUUCUACGAUUCAGUAAAUAGGAACAUAGAGUCUCUAUAUAUGUUCUGUUUAAUUUUGGGUUUAUUUAUUUUUACCAGUCAGGGAAACCUCUGCAAGAACUGCAAACGGCCGGGUCAUUUUGCUAGGGAAUGCCCAAAUGUUGCCAUCUGUCACAACUGUGGUCUUCCAGGGCACAUUGCAUCGGAGUGCACCACAAAAUCCCUCUGCUGGAACUGCCGAGAACCAGGGCACAUGGCUAGCGACUGCCCCAACGAGGGCAUCUGCCACACGUGUGGCAAGGCUGGACAUCGUGCUAGAGACUGCACAGCUCCUCAACUGCCACCUGGUGACCUCAGACUGUGCAACAACUGCUACAAGCAGGGCCACAUUGCUGCAGAUUGUACGAAUGACAAGGCGUGCAACAACUGCAGGAAGACCGGCCACCUGGCACGCGACUGUCCCAACGAGCCUGUCUGCAACGCGUGCAACGUCUCGGGACACGUGGCUAGGCAGUGCCCCAAAGCCACCGCCGGUGCAGGCAUCCACCGCGGCGGUGGUGGUGUGAGAGGGGGCAGUUUCCACGACGUGAUGUGCAGGAACUGCCACCAGUAUGGACACAUGAGCAGGGACUGCAUGGGCCCGCUGAUGAUCUGUCACAACUGUGGCGGGCGAGGGCAUCGUGCCAUCGAGUGUCCUUCCGGAAGGAUGGUCGACCGCUAUCCUCCAAGGAGUAGGUACUACUAAAUCUCUACGCCUUUUCGUGGCACCGAGGUUCAAUGCUGGAAUUCACUUGCUGAGUCGUCGUUCUCUAUUGGAUAAUUGAACUUCAAACGUAGCGGGAAAUCAGUUUUGGGACUUCCGAUCGUGGGGGUGUUGAGGAGUUUUUUAAUGCUUGUUGUUUGGAAUAAAGGAUUUGAUUCUGUAGCUUGAUCAUGUUGUGUACUAUGAUUGUUUCGAUUGAUACAGUGCGUAGUUUGUAAGCUCGAGUUUGGAAGACGAAAUGAGUAUGGAGUGUUUUUUAAUCACUGUGACCUAGGCAUCAGCAUGUUUCCUUGUUUAACGACUUUCUUUUCUGUUAUGAUGGUAGAGAUCUUACACUCAAAAUGUAAAAUUAGUCAGAAUCUUAAAUGGACUAAGCAGAA
Messenger RNA from Linum tenue, 2223 nucleotides. The record is from the annotation of a GenBank genome assembly. NCBI's taxonomy places the organism in Eukaryota, Viridiplantae, Streptophyta, Magnoliopsida, Malpighiales, Linaceae.